AUGAACAUCUCCCUGCCCUUGCGCCCCUCUCCGAGCAAGAGGAAUCGCGACAGCAGGAACUACUUCACAAACAGCCAGAUCAGCUCCGCGGAGGCCAUUAACGGCCCAGUGAGAGAGCCGGCUCAGAUCAAUGACCGCCUUAUUGUCGGCGUUGACUUUGGAACCACCUUCUCGGGAGUUGCUGCGGUUUACACGGGGACGCCGGAUGAUAUCGAAAUCAUCAAGACAUGGCCGGGCGGGAAUGGCAUCACCUCGGACAAGGUGCCAACUGAGAUCUCGUACGAGUUACCGGCCAACGCAGCCCCAAGCACAGCUCCAACUGUGAAAUGGGGCUUCCAGUUCAAGCCCGAGGAGUCGCGGCUCCGGUGCAUCAAGCUGUUCCUUGACCGCUCCCAGAAGCUGCCUUUCUACGUCAGCCCCCUGGAGACGGCCGCCCAGCUCAAGCGGUACAACAAGACGGUCGUCGACGCCGUGAGCGACUACCUGACCCAGAUAUACAAGCACACCAUGGACACGCUCCGCCGGCGAUACGGCGAGUCGUUCAUGGCGUCCACCAAGGUCGACUUCGUCCUGACGUGUCCUGCCGUGUGGUCCGACGCCGCCAAGAACACAACCCUUCAGGCUGCUGAGAGGGCCGGCAUGGGCUCUCAAUCACAGAUACAGAUGAUCAGCGAACCAGAAGCCGCCGCUGUCUAUACCCUAAAGGCCAUACAGCCGAACCACUUGAAGACCGGGGACAACUUUAUCGUGUGCGAUGGAGGCGGCGGCACCGUCGAUCUAAUUGCCUACAAAAUCGUCUCGCUCAACCCAAUUCGUGUAGAAGAGUCCGCUGUCGGGACUGGAGGGCUUUGCGGGAGCGCUUUCCUUAACUACCGGUUUGAAGAGCAUGUGAAGAAUCGGAUUGGGCAGAGCCGGUUCGAUGAGAUGAAGACGAAGAAGGGCAAGACAUGGCAGAUGGCGCUCAAAUACUUUGAGGAGUUUGUGAAGCGCAACUUCAACGAGGACGAGCACCAGGAAGUUAACGUUCCGUUCCCGGGCCUCCCCGACGACGAAGAAGCCGGCCUCGACUCGGGAUUCCUCGUCGUGACCGCAGAGCAAAUCAUGGACAUUUUUGAGCCCGUCGUAAAAGAAGUGUGCGACCUUGUCCAGGGCCAGGUCGACACGCUCCGCGCCAAGGGGGGCGUCGUCUCGGGCAUCAUCCUCGUCGGUGGCUUCGGCCAGAGCGAUUACCUCUACCGCCGGCUCAGGAGCCACUUCACCACCAGCAGCGCGCCGCCUCCCUACACGGAACUGCCCACCAGCGCCGCUGUCGACCUGCAAGACCGGACCUCCAUCGAGGUGAUGCAGCCCGUGUACGCGUGGACCGCCGUCGUGCGCGGUGCCGUCCUCCGCGGGUUGGAGGGCAACAUGGUCAUCUCGCGCAAGGCGCGCAUGCACUACGGCACCUCGUACGCCACCGUCUACGAUGAGACCAAGCACUCGGUCAUGGAGCGGUACUGGAGCCCGCUGUGGGAGCGCUGGAUGGUGUCCGACAGGAUGCAGUGGCACAUCGCAAAGGGCGAGGCCAUCUCCCCGCUCCAGCCCGUCGCUUUUCACUACACGCGCAAUUUCCGACCCGGUCAGUCGCUCAUCGUCACGGAUGACCUGAUUGCCUGCGAGGCGGAUGACCCGCCGAAAGCCUACACGCGCGACCUGGUGCAUGUGUGCACCCUCACGACGGACCUGAGCGCCGUGCCGCGGAGCUUGUUUACUCGUCUGACGACGACGAAGGGGGUUGAGUUUGAUAAUCUGGAUUUUACCCUCGAAAUGAUGGUCGAUAGUGCUGGGCUUCGGUUCGAGUUGAAGGUGGAUGGGGUGAGGUACGGGCGGGUUGAUGCUGAGUUCCAUUGA
Parathielavia appendiculata is the source of this 1890-nucleotide messenger RNA. Its product is annotated as actin-like ATPase domain-containing protein. The transcript is spliced from 4 exons. The coding region runs from base 1 to 1890 and encodes 629 amino acids. NCBI's taxonomy places the organism in Eukaryota, Fungi, Ascomycota, Sordariomycetes, Sordariales, Chaetomiaceae. The record is from RefSeq and is a predicted model, not a curated record. Gene Ontology annotation, molecular function: ATP binding; ATP-dependent protein folding chaperone.